AUGACAAUAUUCGCCAUUUAUCCGCUCUGUAGGAAACACGCAUAGUGAUCGGACGCACAUAUAAAUAAAAUUGAUAAUACACAUACAUAAAUGAGUUAACUCGUGCGCAUGCCAUAUUGUGAUUUGCAACAAUUUUAGUGCAUGUGUGAUUGUUUUUAUGCAUGUUUAUAAUGUGGAGUAGUGCAGUGCUUGAUUGUAAUUAAUGACUGAAAUUAUUGUAUAAGUUUACUCCAUUUAUACAAUCAUUAAUAAUAUUUGACAAUAUCGAAAGUGUUCAUUAAAUAUUUAAAAAUUGGAUUUAAAUAUGGAGGAAAGCGAAGCACCUGCGCAGGCGCGUAACCUGCUUGGACAAAAAACAGCAGUACCAUCAAGAAGAGUAGAUAAUGCAUUAACUAGAACCCUACGAUCAUGUUGUGUUAUACCUCAGCGGUAUAUUUUAGGUGUUAUGGGUUUACUUGGAGUAUGCAAUGCGUAUACAAUGCGAGUGUGUCUCAAUUUAGCAAUAACUCAGAUGGUGCGGCUGAACAAAACUUCAAACGAUCAUUUUGAUGAAAACGCUUGUCCCAGUGACGAUGUAAUUAAUAAUGUUACGACAGUUGAGGUUGAUAAACCGUAUGCAAUAUUUGACUGGGAUCAAUCAACACAGGGUCUCAUUCUAAGUGGUUUCUACUACGGUUAUGCAGCUACCCAAGUGCCUGGAGGCUAUUUAGCUGAACGAUUUGGAGGUAAAUGGACUUUGGGAGUAGGAUUGUUAAGUACAGCUCUCUUCACUUUCCUUACUCCAGUAGUGAUCAGAGCGGGUGGAGCUACAUGGUUGUUUAUACUUCGAGUUUUGCAAGGAAUGGGAGAGGGUCCAACCAUGCCUGCGCUCAUGAUAAUGUUGGCGCGAUGGGUCCCUCCUCACGAAAGGGGUUUCCAAGGAGCCCUUGUAUUUGGAGGUGCACAAAUUGGAAACAUCUUCGGGUCCUUCAUGUCGGGUAUUCUGCUAGCUGAUGGGAGAGAUUGGGCUUAUGUUUUCUAUUUCUUUGGUGGAUUUGGAAUAUUAUGGUUUCUAUUAUGGAGUCUUCUGUGCUAUAGUACACCCAACACGCAUCCCUACAUCUCAAAGAAGGAGUUGAACUACUUGAACAAUAACGUCACGACUGCUGAAGCUCAGAGUGUGAAAGAUCCGGUUCCCUGGAAGGGGAUAUUACGUUCUGCGCCGGUGUGGGCACUCGUGUGUGCUGCUGUUGGUCAUGACUGGGGCUAUUACACAAUGGUCACAGACCUUCCUAAAUACUCCCACGAUGUGCUCAAGUACAACAUUGCUACCACUGGUACAUUGACGGCUCUACCGUAUAUUGCUAUGUGGGUUAGUUCUUUCCUGUUUGGUUUAGUUUGUGAUAUUUGCAUCAAGAAAGGAUGGCAUAGUAUCAAAACUGGAAGAAUUAUUCAUACUACGAUUGCUGCUACUGGUCCAGCUAUUUGCAUUAUCCUAGCAUCGUAUGCAGGAUGUGACCGUACCGCUGCUAUGGUUUAUUUUGUACUGUCUAUGGCGCUUAUGGGAGGCUUCUACAGCGGUAUGAAGGUAAACGCAUUGGAUCUGGCCCCCAAUUAUGCGGGCUCAUUAACAUCCCUUGUAAACACCACUUCUACGUUUGCUGGAAUAGUGACACCAUAUCUUAUAGGACUAAUGACACCUAAUUCAACAUUAGUAGAGUGGCGUGGUGCAUUCUGGGUGUGCUUCGCUGUGCUGGUGGGCACUAAUGUGGUGUACUGCAUCUGGGCAGAUGGAAAGCAACAAUGGUGGGAUGACGUCAGGCAGUUCGGAUAUCCACCAGACUGGAAACACGGACCUCUCAUUAAACAGGAUAUAGAACAAAGAGAAUCCGUUAAGUUAUCUGAUGACAAAGAGGUAUACUAAUUGUAUACACUUAUGUUGUAAACCUACAUUGAUAGUUGAAUACUCUUGCAUCAUUUAUUAGACGAAACAUAUACUAGUGCCAAAAAUAUAUUUGUAAUGCCACUGUACUUAUUGUGAAUAAGUAUAAUUAUAUAAGGUUAAUCGUGAAGGGUUUACAAAACCGAAAGCAAAUGAAGCAAAGCGGAAAAUAUUUUACAAGACUUUCUCUCAAAUUGAAGGGUCACGUGAUGAAUUAAGUUUGAAAAUACAAAAUUUAUUUACUGAUUACUACUUUCUUUCUUGGUUGGAGUUGUUUAGUUAGAGUACUAUUCUAUUUGGUUUUUGGUUUAGUAUAUACUUUACGAUAAACCGUAUAUAUUUUGUGCAAUUAGUGUAAUUAAUUAUAACAAAUAAAUAUACGAAGUAUCAACUAAAUUGGGCGAUGCUUGAAAGUAUAAGUUAAAAAACGACACACAAACAGAAACAAUUUUAUAUACUAUAACAUUUCAGUCUUUAAAAAUUUUUAAAAUGUGUUCAUUUACGGGAGUUUUCCCCAAUUAAAUUAUAUUGUUCAUACGUUUACUUUAAUUAAGCUUAACAAUUAAUUUAUAAUAAACAUAAGUACAAAGUUUGUAAUGAAAAUAUUCUUAACUAUAUAAUACUGUCAAUGACAUUUUGUAUUUAGCUUAAGUUGAAAAAUAUAUUUGGAAGUUGGAAGAAAUAUAUGUAUGUAUAGCUAUAGUAGCCUAUUAUAUUAUUAUUUAAUCUACUCGGUAAUCUCUCUCUCAAAACAUAUGUAUUUCUCUACUGUUACUACCUUGGUCAGGUAUCUUGAUAUAGAUUUCCGAAUACAUAUAUAUAUUUUUUAAUUUUUACAUUUAUAUAGGGACUUUUAUCAUAAUAUAAUAAUGCCAGUCCCAUCGUAUUUUCGAAUAUAUUACAAGUUUGUAUUUUGUUGAACCGAAUAUAAGUAAUACGCGUGUAUACGAGUAUAUCAUAUAAAAAUAUACAGUAACGUAUAAUAUACAGUUUCAAAUAAUUUUAUUAAUUUUCAGAUUAACCUCUAAAAAUAACAUAUGUAUAAUAUUUAUUAACAUUAUAUUAGUACAUAGCAUAAUACUACAAUAGAUUUACAAUAUUUUCAAAUUGGUUCUAGUCUGAAUAAUCUGAAUUCUAGCCACAUAUGCUUUAUUGUCAGCUCACUCAUAGCAAACAAUCAUCAUAGUCCGUAAAUUGGUGCUCUUGUCUGGGAUUUACAAAAUACUUCUAUUUCUAUGCAGCUAUCCUGUUUUUCUAUGUCAACACUUUUUAUUAAUUUCUCAUCUUUAGUGUUAUAUUUUACGUAAUAGUCUUUAUUAAUUUGUUUAUAUUUCGACCUAUACAAAAUUCUUUAACCAUAAAUAGCUGUGAAAGCGUCAAUUUGGAAAUUUAUUAUCUGCUAAGAUAAACCAUUAUUUAUUUUUAUACAUACUUUACCUUCGUUGCAUAACUAUAUCGGUCAUGAAUAUUAAAUUUAGUAAUAUUUAAUAAAAAAAUUAUCUGUAUGCUAAGUAAAGCAUACACAUUAUUUUCUUCUGCAGUAUGAUAAACAUUUUUAUGUAUUCUAAGACAAUGAAAAAAUUACAUCACUGGACAAUAUAUGUGUAUUUACUCAUGUGCAACUAUUUUGGUUAUUAAACAGAGUUAAGUUAAAAAUUAAUCAUAAAAAAAUGUAUAAUUGCCAUAAUAAAGAUAAAUAAAACUUCUAUGAAUGUA
Messenger RNA from Achroia grisella, 3637 nucleotides. RefSeq names its product putative inorganic phosphate cotransporter. Gene Ontology annotation, molecular function: transmembrane transporter activity. Gene Ontology annotation, biological process: monoatomic anion transport; transmembrane transport. The record is from RefSeq and is a predicted model, not a curated record. The coding region runs from base 305 to 1903 and encodes 532 amino acids. The transcript has 10 exons. NCBI's taxonomy places the organism in Eukaryota, Metazoa, Arthropoda, Insecta, Lepidoptera, Pyralidae.